UGGACAUACGAUCCAUCAUCGAGCUCCAAACAGAAAGAGACAUUCAGUGCGUGAAGAGAGCGAUUCUUGGUCCUUGGUUAUCUGCGCGGUUUCGCUUUGCGUAGAGACGUUUGAGAGGAAGAGAGGGUAUGGCGGGAUACGGGGGGCAGUAUGGUGACUCCGACAUGCGUCGCCAGAACGACGAGUACGGCAACACGAUCCGCCAGACGGACGAGUUCGGAAACCCGGUCCAGCAGACCGGAUACGGAACUGGUGGUUACGGCGCCGGGACUGGCGGUGGAGCUGGGGCGCUUGACGGCCUUGGUUAUGGUGGAGACCAGCAGCAGCAGCUGAGGGGCGAACGUCGUGGAGUUGGCGGUGGCGGCAACACGAUCCGCCAGAUGGACGAGUUCGGAGACCCAGUCCAGCAGACCGGAUAUGGAACUGGUGGUUACGGUGCUGGAACCGGCGGUGCAGCUGGGGCGACUGGCGGCCUUGGUUAUGGCGGAGACCAGCAGCUGAGAGGCGAACGUCGUGGAGGUUUAGAUGGCGGAGUGCUCCAGCGAUCCGGAAGCUCUAGCUCCUCGGAAGAUGAUGGUCAAGGCGGAAGGAGGAAGAAGGGGAUCAAGGACAAGAUAAAGGACAAGAUUCCGGGGAUGGGCAGUGACGACGAGCAACAGAUGGCGGGGUCGUACUCAACGUCCACUGCCGCGGGUGGAGGCUACGGGGCGGAGCUGGGGCAGCAGCAGGAGAAGAAGGGGAUGAUGGACAAGAUCAUGGAGAAGCUUCCCGGACAUCAUUAGAUAUUAAUAUAUAUUGCAUCAGUCCCUCGAUCAGUACUAGAUAUCUAAGUGGGGCUACGUAUUUGUCUUUCUGUCUCUCUGUGUAUGAGAGGGACUUGAGUUUGGUUGUUCAAAUAAGUGCAAGAAGGUCAUUACUUGUCUACUUCCCCUUGGGAAGCUUGCACCUGAAAGUGGUUGUUUUGUGUUAUGUACUGAGAUCCUUUGCAGUCUAAAUAUAUAAGUAAAGCUUUGUAUUCACUUGUUAAAA
This is a messenger RNA of Syzygium oleosum, 1029 nucleotides long. Its product is annotated as dehydrin Rab18-like. The record is from RefSeq and is a predicted model, not a curated record. NCBI's taxonomy places the organism in Eukaryota, Viridiplantae, Streptophyta, Magnoliopsida, Myrtales, Myrtaceae. The transcript has 2 exons. Bases 129 to 782 code for a protein of 217 amino acids. Gene Ontology annotation, biological process: response to water.